CCGUCGCCAUAGCGACUGGCCCUGGCAACCGCGAAGCCUAGCGGGCCGGCGGCGGGCGGUGUGAGCGGAGCUGCGCCGGUCGGGUGGCGGCCCCCGGACCCCGCGUGUCCCCGCGUCGUGGCCGCCGCCAUGGCGGGAGGGGCCCGGGACGUUCGGAAGGCCUUCCUCCUCACCACCACCCAGAACUACUUCGGCCUCCUGCCGGAGCCCUGCGACCAGCCGCGGGCGGACGGCUGCCCAGAGGUCAACAACUUUCUGGACGACGGCAACCAGAUGCUCCUCAGGGUGCAGCGCUCGGACGCCGGCGUCACCUUCUCCAACUCGAUUGAUUUUGCUGACACAAAAGAUAAAGUGCUGGUGUUUUUCAAGCUGCGACCUGAAGUAAUUACUGAUCAGAAUCUACAUAGUAACAUUCUUGUUUCGUCUAUGUUAGAAUCACCUAUAAAUUCUCUCUAUCAAGCCGUGCGGCAAGUAUUUGCACCAAUGUUGUUAAAGGAUCAGGAAUGGAGCAGAGACCUUGAUCCCAAACUUCAGAAUCUUUUGAGUGAACUAGAAGCUGGGUUGGGCGUAGUUCUACGAAGAUCAGACACUAACUUAUCAAAAUUGAAAUUUAAGGAAGAUGACACACGAGGUAUUCUUACACCAAGUGAUGAGUUCCAGUUCUGGGUGGAAGAAGCUCAUCGUGGAAGUAAACAGAUUAGCAGAGAGAGAGCCGGCUAUUUUAAGGAGCUGUUUGAAACCAUCGCAAGAGAGUUCUAUAACUUGGACAGUCUAUCCUUACUGGAAGUGGUUGACUUGGUGGAGACCACCCGGGAUGUUGUAGAUGAUGUAUGGAGACAAACAGAGCAUGAUCACUUUCCUGAGUCACGGAUGUUACAUCUCUUAGAUGUCAUAGGUGGUUCAUUUGGAAGAUUUGUUCAGAAGAAGUUGGGAACUUUGAAUCUGUGGGAAGAUCCUUACUAUCUUGUGAAAGACCACCUCAGAGCCGGUGUGUCCAUUUGUGAACAGUGGGUGAUCGCCUGUAACCACCUCACGGGUCAGGUGUGGCAGCGCUAUGUUCCUCAUCCGUGGAAAAGUGAGAAAUACUUCCCUGAAACACUAGACAGACUGGGCAAGCGCCUGGAAGAGGUCUUGGCUGUUAGAACAAUUCAUGAGAAGCUUCUUUAUUUUUUACCUGCCAGUGAAGAGAAAAUGAUAUGCCUGACUCGAGUAUUUGAACCCUUUACCGGCCUGAAUCCUGUGCAUUAUAAUCCAUAUACUGAGCCUUUAUGGAAAGCUGCAGUGUCUCAGUAUGAAAAAAUUAUUGCACCUGCGGAACAGAAAAUAGCAGGAAAAUUGAAAAUUUAUAUUUCAGAAAUUCAGGACAGCCCACAGCAGCUUCUUCAAGCGUUUCUGAAAUACAAAGAGCUGGUGAAGCGUCCAACUAUAAGUAAAGAAUUGAUGUUAGAAAGAGAAACUUUGCUGGCAAGACUUGUGGACUCAAUAAAAGAUUUUCGAUUAGACUUUGAGAAUCGAUGCCGAGGAGUUCCUGGUGAGGCGUCUGGACCGCUUGCUGGCAAAAACCUGUCGGAAGUUGUUAAUAAUAUAGUUUGGGUUCGCCAGUUGGAACUGAAGGUGGAUGAUACUCUCAAGAUUGCAGAGGCUCUUUUAUCUGACUUGUCAGGAUUUCGAUCUUUCCAUCGAGCUGCCGAAGAUCUGUUAGACCAGUUUAAACUGUAUGAACAAGAACAAUUUGAUGAUUGGUCCAGGGACAUUCAGUCCGGUUUGUCUGAUUCCAGAUCCGGCUUGUGCAUCGAGGCUAAUAGUCGAAUUAUGGAAUUGGAUCCUAGUGAUGGAUCAUUAAAGGUGCAUUAUUCAGAUCGGUUGGUGAUUCUCCUGAGAGAAGUUCGUCAGCUUUCUGCUCUUGGCUUUGUUAUUCCUGCCAAAAUACAGCAAGUUGCAAACAUUGCACAGAAAUUCUGCAAGCAAGCAAUUAUUCUUAAACAAGUGGCACAUUUUUACAAUUCCAUCGAUCAACAAAUGAUUCAAAGUCAGAGACCAAUGAUGUUACAAUCCGCAUUAGCAUUUGAACAGAUAAUUAAGAAUUCAAAAGCAGGAAGUGGGGGAAAGUCACAGAUUACUUGGGAUAAUCCUAAAGAAUUAGAAGCCUACAUCCAAAAGCUCCAAAAUGCUGCCCAACGACUUGCCACUGAAAAUAGAAAACUGAGAAAAUGGCACACUACAUUUUGUGAAAAGGUCGUCUUUCUCAUGAACAUUGAUCUGCUUCGGCAGCAGCAGCGUUGGAAAGAUGGAUUACAAGAACUGAGAACUGGCUUAGCAAGCGUAGAAGCCCAGGGGUUCCAGGCCGGUGACAUGCGUGCGUGGAAGCAGCACUGGAAUCACCAGCUGUACAAAGCCCUCGAACACCAGUAUCAGAUGGGCCUGGAGGCACUUAAUGAGAACCUGCCAGAAAUAAGCAUAGACCUAGUGUACAAACAGGGACGGUUACAAUUCAGGCCUCCUCUUGAAGAAAUCCGGGCUAAAUAUUACAGAGAAAUGAAGAGGUUCAUCGGCAUUCCUAAUCAGUUUAGGGGAGUGGGUGAGGCCGGAGAGGAGUCUAUUUUUUCUGUUAUGAUUGAUAGAAAUGCAAGUGGAUUUUUGACUAUUUUCAGCAAAGCAGAAGAUCUGUUUAGGAGACUAUCAGCUGUUUUACACCAACAUAAGGAAUGGAUCGUAAUUGGACAAGUUGAUAUGGAAGCUCUAGUGGAAAAACAUCUCUCUACGGUCCAAGAUUGGGAGAAAAAUUUCAAAGCACUGAAAAUAAAAGGGAAAGAAGUAGAACGACUUCCGAGUGCAGUCAAGGUAGAUUGUUUAAAUAUUAAUUGUAACCCCGUGAAGACUGUGAUUGAUGAUCUCAUCCAGAAGUUAUUUGAUACGCUUGUUCUUUCUCUGAAGAAGUGCAUCCAGGCUCACUUACAUGAAAUUGAUGCAUUUGUAACCGAGGCUAUGGACGUCUUAAUAGUUAUGCCCCAGUCUGUGGAAGAGAUUGGCGAUGCAAAUUUGCAAUACAGUAGGCUCCAACAGCGGAAACCAGAGAUUUUGCCCUUAUUCCAAGAAGCUGAAGAUAAAAACAGACUUUUACGAACUGUGGCAGGUGGAGGUUUGGAAACAAUUAGCAAUCUGAAGGCUAAGUGGGAUAAAUUUGAGUUGAUGAUGGAAAGUCACCAACUUAUGAUUAAAGAUCAGAUCGAAGUGAUGAAAGGGAACGUUCAGUCGCGUCUUCAGAUCUAUUACCAAGAAUUGGAAAAAUUUAAAGCUCGUUGGGACCAACUAAAGCCUGGUGACGAUAUUAUUGAAACUGGCCCACAAAGUACUCUUGAUAAAAGCGCCAAGUCAAUAAAAGAGAAAAAGAUUGAAUUUGAUGAUCUUGAAGUCAUAAGAAAAAAGCUGGUUGAUGAUUGCCAUCAUUUUGGCCUAGAGGAGCCCAGCUUGUCUUUGGCAGAUAGCAUCUCCAAGGACAUUGAGAGCUGUGCACAAAUUUGGGCCCUUUAUGAAGAGUUUCAGCAGAGGCUUGAGGAAAUGGCCAAUGAAGAUUGGAUUAGUUUUCGGACUAAGACAUAUCUGUUUGAAGAAUUUUUGAUGAAUUGGCAUGACAGAUUAAGAAAAGUUGAAGAACAUUCGGUUAUGACGGUGAAAUUACAAUCAGAAGUUGACAAAUACAAAACCGUAAUUCCUAUCUUGAAAUACGUGAGAGGGGAGUGUCUUUCUCCAGAUCACUGGCUUGACCUUUUUCGUCUGCUUGGCCUUCCUCGGGGGACUAGCCUGGAGAAAUUAAUGUUUGGUGACCUGCUCAGAGUAGCUGAUACAAUUGUUGCCAAAGCUUCAGACCUUAAAGAUUUAAACAGUCGGGCACAAGGUGAAGUUACUAUCAGAGAAGCUUUACGUGAACUUGAUCUUUGGGGAGUUGGAGCGGUAUUUACAUUGAUUGAUUAUGAAGACAGCCAGAGUCGAACUAUCAAGCUGAUUAAAGACUGGAAAGACAUCGUAAAUCAAGUUGGAGAUAAUAGAUGUCUUCUUCAGUCCUUAAAGGAUUCUCCUUAUUAUAAGGGAUUUGAAGAUAAAGUGUCCAUUUGGGAAAGAAAACUUGCAGAGUUAGAUGAAUACCUGCAGAAUUUAAACCAUAUUCAGAGGAAGUGGGUGUAUUUGGAGCCCAUAUUUGGCCGUGGAGCAUUGCCGAAAGAGCAGACACGCUUCAGCAGGGUUGAUGAAGAUUUUCGAUCGAUAAUGAGUGACAUCAAGAAAGACAAUAGAGUCACAACAUUAACGACUCACGCAGGAAUCAGAAAUUCGCUGCUAACCAUACUUGAUCAACUUCAAAGAUGUCAGAAAUCAUUGAAUGAAUUUUUAGAGGAAAAACGCUCAACGUUUCCAAGGUUUUAUUUCAUCGGUGACGAUGACCUGUUGGAGAUCCUGGGCCAGUCUACUAGCCCGUCAGUGAUUCAGUCUCACCUCAGAAAGCUGUUCGCCGGUAUUAACAGCGUGUGCUUUGAUGAAGAAUCAAAACAUAUAACUGCAAUGAAAUCUUUAGAGGGAGAAGUUGUACCUUUUAAAAAUAAAGUUUUAAUUUCAAAUAAUGUAGAGACCUGGUUAAAUGGUUUAGCCAUGGAAAUGAAGCAGACCUUGAAACAGUUGUUGGCGGAAUGUGUCACUGCCGCACGCAGUCCUCCAGGUGUCGUGGACCCGUCCUUGUUCCCCUCACAGAUACUGUGUUUGGCAGAGCAGAUUAAGUUCACUGAAGAUGUGGAAAAUGCUAUCCAAGACCAUAGUCUUCAUCAGAUUGAAACCCAGCUGGUGACUAAGUUAGAGCACUAUACUAGCAUCGAUACGAGUUCGGAGGAUCCAGGGGGCACUGAGUCUGGCAUUCUGGAGCUUAAACUUAAAGCCCUGAUUCUUGAUAUCAUUCAUAACAUUGAUGUGGUAAAGCAUUUAAACCAAGUUCAGGUUCAUACAACUGAAGACUGGGCCUGGAAAAAACAAGUCAGAUUUUAUAUGAAAAGUGAUCAUACUUGUUAUAUUCAAAUGGUGGAUUGUGAACUUCAGUACACUUAUGAGUACCAGGGCAAUGCUCCCAAGCUGGUCUACACGCCGCUGACGGACAAGUGCUACCUGACGCUGACGCAGGCCAUGAAGAUGGGCCUGGGCGGGAACCCGUACGGGCCGGCGGGCACGGGGAAGACCGAGUCGGUGAAGGCCCUGGGCGGACUUCUCGGGAGACAAGUCUUAGUUUUUAAUUGUGAUGAGGGCAUCGAUGUGAAGUCAAUGGGACGGAUUUUUGUUGGUUUGGUGAAGUGUGGGGCCUGGGGUUGUUUUGAUGAGUUCAAUAGACUGGAGGAGUCUGUGCUGUCGGCAGUGUCCAUGCAAAUCCAGACCAUCCAGGAUGCCCUGAAGAACCACAGAACCGUGUGCGAGCUGCUUGGCAAGGAGGUGGAAAUCAAUUCAAAUUCUGGGAUUUUUAUCACCAUGAAUCCUGCUGGAAAAGGUUACGGAGGAAGACAGAAGCUGCCUGAUAAUCUUAAACAGCUUUUCAGGCCGGUUGCCAUGUCCCGCCCAGACAACGAGCUUAUCGCUGAGGUCAUUCUCUAUUCGGAGGGCUUCAAAGAGGCCAAAGUCCUGGGCAGAAAACUGGUAGCUAUCUUCAAUCUAUCCAGGGAACUUUUGACACCUCAGCAGCAUUACGACUGGGGUCUGAGAGCCUUGAAGACGGUUCUUCGAGGAAGCGGAGGCCUUCUUAGACAGCUGCAGACAGCCGGCGGGAAACACAAAGUUGAUGAAAGUCAUAUUGUGGUACAAGCAUUGAGGCUUAAUACAAUGUCAAAGUUUACAUUUGCUGAUUGUGCACGGUUUGAUGCACUGAUUAAAGAUGUAUUUCCUGGGAUCGACUUUAAAGAAGUAGAAUAUGAUGAGCUCAGGUCUGCGUUACAGCAUGUCUUCGAGGAAGCCAAUUAUGAAAUCAUACCAAAUCAGAUCAAGAAGGCUUUAGAAUUGUAUGAGCAGUUACGCCAGAGGAUGGGAGUGGUCAUUGUUGGUCCAAGUGGUGCUGGAAAGUCAACCCUUUGGAGGAUGUUAAGGGCAGCACUUUGUAGAAUUGGCAGAGUGGUGAAACAGUACACCAUGAACCCCAAAGCCAUGCCUAGACAUCAGCUGUUAGGCCACAUUGACAUGGACACACGGGAAUGGUCGGACGGCGUUUUGACAAACAGCGCUCGCCAAGUCGUUCGGGAACCUCAAGAUGUCAGCUCAUGGAUAAUAUGUGACGGCGAUAUUGACCCUGAAUGGAUAGAAUCUCUGAAUUCUGUUCUGGAUGACAAUCGACUCCUCACUAUGCCCAGUGGAGAAAGGAUUCAGUUCGGCCCAAAUGUUAACUUUGUGUUUGAAACUCAUGAUUUAAGUUGUGCCUCGCCAGCCACAAUAUCUAGAAUGGGCAUGAUCUUUCUUAGCGAUGAAGAGACAGACGUUAAUUCUCUGAUAAAAUCUUGGUUGAAGAAUCAGCCUCCUAGUUAUAGGAAUAAUCUUGAGAGCUGGAUUGGAGAUUACUUUGAAAAGGCUUUACAGUGGGUUCUGAAGCAGAAUGACUAUGUGGUUGAAACCAGUUUGGUUGGGACUGUGAUGAAUGGUUUGUCACAUCUUCGUGGAUGCAAAAAUCAUGAGCAGUUUGUUAUUAGUCUCAUACGGGGGCUUGGUGGAAACCUGAACAUGAAAUCCCGCCUGGAGUUCACCAAAGAGGUUUUUACUUGGGCACGAGAGUCUCCUCCAGACCCUCACAAACCAAUGGAUACCUACUAUGACUCAGGUCGGGGGCGACUAGCGUCUUAUGUGCUGAAGAAGCCGGAAAACUUGACCGCCGAUGAUUUCAGCAACAGCCAAACUCUCCCCGUCAUUCAGAUUCCUGACAUGCAGCGAGGCCUGGAUUAUUUCAAACCCUGGUUAAGUUCAGAUACUAAACAGCCAUUUAUUCUUGUAGGACCAGAAGGAUGUGGCAAAGGGAUGCUGCUGAGACAUGCCUUUUCCCAGCUCCGGUCCACUCAGAUCACCACGGUUCACUGUAGCGCGCAGACCACGCCUCGACACCUCCUGCAGAAGCUGAGCCAGACUUGCCUGGUGAUCAGUACCAACACCGGUCGAGUGUACAGACCGAAAGACUGCGAAAGACUUGUUUUGUACUUGAAAGAUCUCAACCUGCCCAAGCUGGAUAAGUGGGGGACCAGUACUUUGGUUGCUUUCCUACAACAGGUAUUGACAUAUCAAGGAUUUUAUGAUGAAAAUUUGGAAUGGGUUGGUUUAGAAAAUAUUCACAUUGUGGCUUCCAUGUCAGCUGGAGGAAGACUGGGAAGACAUAAGCUUACCACCCGAUUUACUUCUAUUGUCCGUCUCUGUGCUGUGGAUUACCCAGAAAGAGAGCAAUUACAGACAAUCUAUGGAGCAUAUUUGGAACCAGUUCUAUAUAAAAAUCUGAAGAAUCAUCCUAUUUGGGGUUCUUCAUCAAAAAUCUAUCUCUUAGCAGGGUCUAUGGUACAAGUGUAUGAACAGGUACGGGCCAGAUUUACAGUUGAUGAUUAUAGUCACUAUUUGUUUACUCCGUGCAUCCUUACCCAGUGGGUUCUUGGCUUAUUCAGAUACGAUUUAGAAGGAGGGUCCUCAAACCAUCCAAUAGAUUAUGUGUUAGAAAUCGUAGCGUAUGAAGCACGGCGCUUAUUUCGUGACAAAAUUGUUGGUGCAAAGGAACUUCAUUUAUUUGACAGCAUUUUAACAUCAGUGUUUCAAGGAGAUUGGGGCUCAGAUAUAUUAGAUAAUAUGGCAGACAGUUUCUAUGUUACGUGGGGAGCCCGACACAGUUCAGGAGCAAGGCCAACCCCUGGGCAGCCCCUGCCUCCACACGGAAAACCGCUUGGGAAACUGAGCUCUGCAGAUCUUAAGGAUGUUAUUAAGAAGGGCCUUAUUCAUUAUGGACGAGAUAACCAGAUGUUAGAUAUUUUACUUUUCCAAGAAGUCCUGGAGUAUGUGUCCAGGACAGACAGAGUGCUGAGCUGCCCCGGGGGCUCCCUGCUGCUGGCGGGACGCAGCGGGGUAGGCCGCCGCACUGUCACGUCCUUAGUGAGCCACAUGCACGGGGCCAUGCUGUUUUCUCCGAAGAUCUCCAGAGGGUAUGAACUGAAGCAGUUCAAAAAUGAUAUCAAACAUGUGCUGCAUCUUGCCGGUGUGGAAGCUCAGCAGGUGGUUUUACUUCUUGAGGACUACCAGUUAGUCCAUCCCACCUUUCUGGAGAUGAUCAACAGCCUCUUGUCUUCAGGUGAAGUUCCUGGACUUUAUACCCUUGAAGAAUUAGAGCCUUUGCUGUUGCCUCUUAAAGAUCAGGCUUCACAGGAUGGUUUUUUUGGACCAGUCUUCAAUUACUUCACAUACAGAAUUCAGCAAAACUUGCAUAUUGUCUUGAUAAUGGAUUGUACGAAUUUAAACUUCAUAAUAAACUGUGAGAGUAACCCAGCCUUGCAUAAAAAAUGCCAGGUGUUGUGGAUGGAGGGCUGGUCAGACAGCAGUAUGAGAAAAAUACCUGAAAUGUUAUUCAGUGAAACAGAUGGUGAAGAAAAAUAUAGUGACAAAAAAAGGAAAGAAGAAAAGAAAAAACACUCAGUUGAUCCCGAUUUUCUAAAAUCAUUUUUAUUAAUCCAUGAAUCUUGUAAAGCAUAUGGUGCUACACCAAGCCGAUACAUGACCUUCUUACGUGUGUAUUCUGCCAUUAGUAGCAGCAAGAAAAAGGAAUUAUUAAAAAGACAAAGUCAUUUGCAGGCUGGUGUGUCUAAACUGAAUGAAGCUAAAGCUCUUGUGGAUGAGCUGAACAGAAAAGCUGGCGAGCAAAGUGUGUUAUUAAAGACGAAGCAAGACGAAGCAGACGCCGCCCUUCAGGAGAUCACUGUGUCGAUGCAGGAUGCUAGUGAGCAAAAGACAGAACUUGAAAGACUGAAGCACAAGAUAGCAGAAGAAGUUGUUAAAAUUGAAGAAAGAAAAAACAAAAUUGAUGAUGAGUUAAAAGAAGUACAGCCUCUAGUCAAUGAAGCUAAACUAGCAGUUGGAAACAUCAAGCCAGAAUCUCUUUCAGAAAUUCGCUCACUGCGCAUGCCACCUGACAUCAUCAGAGACAUUCUUGAGGGUGUUUUAAGGCUGAUGGGGAUCUUUGAUACAUCUUGGGUGAGCAUGAAAAGUUUCCUUGCGAAAAGAGGUGUGAGAGACGACAUAGCAACAUUUGACGCACGAAAUAUUCCAAAGGAGAUAAGACACAGUGUUGAAGAACUUCUUUAUAAAAAUAAAGGAUCUUUUGAUUCAAAGAACGCGAAGCGAGCCAGUACUGCGGCGGCUCCUUUGGCCGCGUGGGUUAAAGCGAACAUCCAGUAUUCCCACGUCUUGGAACGGAUCCAGCCUUUGGAAACUGAACAGGCAGCAUUAGAAUCAAAUUUGAAGAAAACUGAAGACCGAAAAAGGAAGCUAGAGGAACUUCUAAAUUCUGUUGGCCAGAAAGUAUCAGAACUCAAAGAGAAAUUUCAGAGCAGGACUUCAGAAGCCGCCAAGCUGGAAGCUGAAGUGAGCAGAGCGCAGGAAACAAUUAAAGCCGCAGAAGUGCUAAUUAAUCAGCUUGACCGAGAGCACAAAAGAUGGAACGCACAGGUUGCAGAGAUAACAGAGGAAUUAGCUACUCUUCCUAAGAGGGCUCAGCUGGCUGCCGCCUUCAUUACCUAUCUUUCUGCUGCUCCUGAGGGUCUGAGAAAAACCUGCUUGGAAGAAUGGACCAAGUCAGCUUGUCUUGAAAAAUUUGAUCUAAGGAGAUUUCUUUGUACUGAAAGUGAGCAGUUAAUUUGGAAAAGUGAAGGCCUACCAUCAGAUGACCUUUCCAUAGAAAACGCUCUUGUUAUCUUACAGAUCAUUGGUUUGAAAUCAUGGAGUCGAGUAUGCCCAUUCCUUAUAGACCCUUCUUCUCGAGCUACAGAGUGGUUGAAGACACAUUUGAAAGACUCAAGAUUGGAAGUUAUUAACCAGCAGGAUAGUAACUUUAUCACAGCUCUCGAGCUGGCAGUGCGGUUUGGGAAAACCCUUAUUAUACAGGAGAUGGACGGUGUAGAAGCUGUUCUCUAUCCGUUAUUGAGACGAGAUCUGGUCGCUCAAGGGCCACGUUACGUGAUACAAAUAGGUGACAAAAUUAUCGACUACAAUGAAGAAUUCCGCCUUUUCUUGUCAACAAGAAACCCCAACCCCUUCAUCCCGCCGGACGCAGCCGCCAUCGUUACGGAGGUUAACUUCACCACCACGAGAAGUGGAUUGCGAGGCCAGUGUGUGACGAUUCUCCUUUCUCCCCAUCUGGCCAACAUCUGUCUUAUUAACUGUAGCCAUCCUAGUGGACCUGAAAUGCUUUUGGCUUUAACUAUUCAGCAUGAGAAACCUGACCUAGAGGAACAGAAAACAAAACUGUUACAACAGGAAGAAGAUAAGAAAAUACAGUUAGCCAAGCUUGAGGAAUCUCUUUUAGAGACUCUUGCCACAUCUCAAGGGAAUAUUUUGGAAAAUAAAGAUUUGAUUGAAUCUCUGAAUCAGACGAAAGCAAGCAGUGCACUUACUCAAGAGUCACUUAAAGAAUCUUACAGACUCCAGAUUUCUCUUGACCAAGAGCGGGAUGCGUACCUUCCCCUCGCUGAGAGCGCCAGCAAGAUGUUCUUCAUCAUCUCCGACUUGGCCAAAAUUAACAACAUGUACCGUUUCAGUUUGGCUGCAUUUCUCCGACUAUUCCAGCGGGCUCUGCACAACAAACAGUUUUCAAAUUGUAAUCUACAGGAUUCCGAAAGUACAGAACGGAGAAUCCAGUCUCUUAUCAGCUCAUUAAAACAUAUGGUCUAUGAAUAUAUAUGCCGUUGUCUGUUUAAGGCUGACCAGUUGAUGUUCGCGCUGCACUUCGUUCGGGGCAUGCAUCCGGAACUUUUUCAAGAAAAUGAAUGGGAUACGUUUACAGGUGUGGUUGUUGGAGACAUGUUGCGGAAAGCUGACUCUCAGCAGCGAAUCCGCGAGCAGCUCCCGUCGUGGAUAGACCAGGAGAGGAGCUGGGCCGUAGCAACACUAAAGAUUACUCUCCCUAGUCUUUAUCAGACCCUCUGCCUUGACGAUGAAGCGCUGUGGCGUACUUACUAUCACACUUCAAUGUGUGAGCAAGAGUUUCCAUCUAUUCUUGCAAAGAAAGUUUCCUUAUUUCAGCAGGUUCUCGUGGUGCAGGCGCUCAGACCAGACAGACUGCAAAGUGCCAUGGGCAUGUUUGCCUGCAAAGCUCUGGGACUGAAAGAGCUGUCCCCGCUCCCUCUAAAUCUCAAACGCCUCUACAAAGAGACACUGGAGAUUGAGCCCGUCUUGAUAAUCAUCUCCCCGGGUGCAGAUCCUUCCCAGGAGCUGCAGGAGCUGGCUAAUGCUGAGCGCGGAGGAGAGUGCUACCACCAGGUUGCUAUGGGUCAGGGUCAAGCCGAUUUAGCGAUUCAGAUGCUGAAGGAAUGUGCCCGCAGUGGGGACUGGCUGUGUUUGAAGAACUUACAUCUUGUGGUGUCUUGGCUGCCAGUUCUGGAAAAGGAAUUAAAUACUCUUCAACCUAAAGAUACCUUUCGUCUGUGGCUGACUGCAGAAGUUCAUCCCCACUUUACUCCUAUUUUAUUACAGUCAAGUUUAAAGAUCACAUACGAGUCACCUCCAGGUUUGAAGAAGAAUUUAAUGCGCACUUACGAAUCUUGGACUGCUGAGCAAAUCAGCAAAAAAGACAGCAUCCAUCGAGCUCACGCUCUCUUUAGUUUUGCGUGGUUUCAUGCUGCAUGUCAGGAAAGACGAAAUUACAUUCCACAGGGUUGGACCAAGUUUUAUGAGUUUUCUUUAUCAGAUCUUCGGGCUGGAUACAGCAUUAUUGACAGGCUCUUUGAUGGUACCAAAGAUGUUCAGUGGGAAUUUUUACACGGUUUACUUGAAAAUGCUAUUUAUGGCGGACGCAUAGAUAACUAUUUUGACCUUAGAGUUCUUCAGUCAUACCUGAAACAGUUUUUUAAUUCUUCAAUAAUUGAUGUUUCAAACCAAAGGAACAAGAAAAGUGUUUUUCCAUAUUCCAUAUCUCUCCCCAAAUCCUGCAGCAUUCUGGACUACCGUGCUCUCAUCGAAAAGCUUCCGGAGGACGACAAGCCUAGUUUCUUCGGUCUUCCUGCCAACAUUGCUCGCUCGGCCCAGCGCAUGAUCAGUUCUCAGGUUAUUUCACAGUUGAGGAUCUUGGGCAGAUCAGUAACAGCUGGUUGCAAAUUUGAUAGAGAAAUCUGGUCUAACGAACUGUCCCCUGUCCUCAAUCUCUGGAAGAAACUAAACCAGAACUCCAACCUGAUUCAUCAGAAGGUGUGUCCUCCUAACGAUCGACAAGGGUCUCCAGUACUGUCCUUCAUCGUCCUGGAACAGUUCAAUGCAAUUCGCUUAGUGCAGACCGUCCACCAGUCUCUUGCCGCUCUCAGCAAAGUCAUCAGAGGGACCACCUUACUGAGUUCAGAAGUACAGAAACUGGCCAGCGCUUUACUAAACCAAAAGUGUCCUGUGGCAUGGCAGAGCAGGUGGGAAGGCCCAGAAGACCCCUUACAGUACCUGAGAGGCCUCGUGGCUCAUGCCCUUGCGAUACAGAGCUGGGUAGAGAGAGCCGAGAAACAGGCUCUUCUCUCUGAUACACUUGACCUGUCAGAACUGUUCCACCCAGACACGUUUCUCAACGCUCUUCGCCAGGAAACUGCACGGGCGAUGGGCUGUUCUGUAGAUAGCCUGAAAUUUGUAGCUUCGUGGAAAGGCCGACUGCAAGAAGCAAAGCUGCAGAUUAAGAUGGGCGGCUUGCUGCUGGAAGGCUGCAGCUUUGAUGGGAGCCGGCUCGCUGAGAACCAGCACGACUCUCCCAGCGUGUCGCCCGUCCUCCCUUGCUGUGUGGGCUGGAUCCCCCAGUUCCUGAGAACUACCGCUAAAGGGAUCAAGUCAAUAGAAGAAGGUCCAAAGGUUUUGCUGUGGUUGCUGGAGGAGAAGACACUCAGCGUGGCAAAAUGCAAGCAUCGAGCCCCAGUCUCCACCUUGGUCAGUCUUCUGGCUGCAUUUGACUCACUCAGCAUUCCCGUCUCAUGUUAUCCUCUUGGCCUCAGGGGUAGCGAGAGACUCCUGGCUUUUGUCCCACCUCUCUCCUGGCUUUUGUCCCACCUCCUGGCCCUUCGAUUCUCUGUCAAUGUACCUUCUCCUCUCAGACUCUCAAAGUACCAAGCUUAGCUCUGCAAUGGCCUCUGUAACUGAUGAACAUCAAAUUUAUACCCUUCUCAAUUCCAGAUGCAUAUUUAAUGUUUACUCCACAUCUGCCUCAAACAUUUAGGAGUCCUCUCCAUUCGAAAGUGAGCUGUUGAUUGUGACUGCCCUCCCCAGCCCCCUCUCCUCCCUUCUGUUGUCCAUCUUCCCGAAAUACACCCCCAGUCACCCAGUGGUUCGGCCAAAACCCUGGGAAAUCAAUCCUGAUUCCAUUCCUCCUCUCAAAUCCCACAUCCAAUCUAGAAUCAAGUUGGUUGGCUCUACCUUGGAAAUACGCUGAGAAUCCAGCAAUUUCUCGCUGCCUCCAGCAGGUGGCUCCAGUCAUGAUCCACCUCCAAUGUCUCUCUUCCUCCCAGAACGUUGGAACAGACCCCCACCUGGGCUCUUGCAUUUCUACUCUAUUCCCAUCAGGCUACUUGCCACAUGGCUGUCAUAGUGAUGGAUUUGUUUACAAAAGAGGCGAAUCUCCUCAAACCACCCCAGAGACUUCCCAACCCACCCAGAGUAACUGCCAGCAAAACACAUUUUCUGACCCUGGGAAACUGAGGCUUGAGACAUACUGGUGGUACAGGAUGAUACAGAGAUCCAUUGCCAAACAGUGUCUUCAGGCGGGAUUCUCAACCUUGGCUCUGGGAUGGGAGCUCAUCCCAGGUCAUACAGCUAAGAAUAACGGAGCCAGAAUCUGACCCCCAGGUGUCUGCUUUAAAAGCCUGAAUCGUUUGGUCACAUUGUGACACUCUAGGCUCCGAAUUCAGAGUUGAGGCGCAGACCUCCUGGUUUCGGAAUUCCUAGUACAUGGCAAAGUGAAGUGAUGCAGUGAAGGAGAGCAAAUGGAGUCGGGUCAAGUUUGGGGGAGCUCAGGGUUGUGGAAAACCUCAGGAGAUGUGGGACGAAGGGUCAAGAGAAGGUGGAGCUCGUUCUUGGCUUUGGCAGCAUCUGUGUGGUGUGAGUGAGAAUCCUGGGGCAAACUUAUAGGAGACACCUCGCAUGCCCCUUAUCCCUGCAUCAUGUGGUCAGAAAGCCCAGGUCUGCAUCCUUGGAGGAAGGUAAUUUCUGAUGCACCUGUGUGCCGAUCUCUCUUGUCUCCACGCACCCUCCAGCUUGCCUCUCGGGCUUGCCGUCCACAGGCCCAGAGGACUCUAGACGUGUCCCUUGUCUGUGCACUGGCCCAGCUUCCCAUCCUAAGAGCUGUUCUUUGUAGAACAGCCUAGAACAGAAACUGGUUUAAUGUUAAUAUUAUAAAAUUUGAUCAGCUUCCAGGAAUGGAUGGAUCACCUUCUGUUUGAUAAGAAAUAUUCAAGAUCAAUAAAUAACACGAAAGAGACAAAAAUUUUUCACAAAGUUCCAAGUGGAACAAUAUGCAUUUGAGACCUUUCCAGUGUGUCUACAAACCAUUGUUGGACUUGACUCUGGGGAGUCCACCAAGGAGAGGACAUUUGUACCACAGGAGAGAAUAAAAUGUGUUUUCAGGGAAUGAUAGCAAGAGCGUUAAAUAGAUUAUUCUAACUCGGCCCCAUUUUAUUAUAUAAGUAAUUUAUCUAACUUUUGGAGUAUUGUUAGAAAUUCAUCACCCAAAAUGUACUAUAGAUCUUCCUUUAAACUCUUCAUGUUUAAGGAAUUAAGGUAUUCUAUUCUCAUUUCUUAAAGAAGGUCCUACAAAUUGUCAUAUAUGUUAGCAAUUCCAUUUAUUUUUAAAUUUUUUAAUGUUUAUUUUUGAGAGAGAGACAGCAGCAAAGCGAGAGAGAGAGAGAGAGAGAGAUUGAGAGAUUGAGAGAGAAUCCCAACCAGGCUUCAAGCUGUCAGUGCAGAGCCCGAUGUGGGGCCCGAACCCACAAACCAAGAGAUGAUGACCUGAGCUGAAAUCAAGAGUUAGAUGCUUAACCAACUGAGCAAGCCAGGUGACCCAGCAAUUCCAUCUGGAAAGAAUUAUUUUGGAGGAAAGAGUAAUUGCAUAAAGGAUCACAGACUUAAUAGAAGUGACUGCAGGGUGUCAGUGAUGACAGGGUUUUGAAGGGAAAGAGGAAAAGCCAAUAAACUUACUUUGCUUAUAUUCCAAAAUAUUUUGAAGUUGAUUGCUGAAUAGAAGUCAGUGACAACCAAGCAAGCAAACCCUACAAGCCCAUUAUAAGGUUGAGCAUCACUGUAACUGAUGAGGAAAGGAGAGCAUAGUGCUUAAGCGAGCAUGUUUAGACGCACAUCAGAGUCUGACAAUGCAUUUUUGGUUCAAUAGUCCUUAAAAUAAAUGCCCUGUCUUCGCCAUGUUUUCCUUCUUCAUUGCAAGAUGGCCUUUGAUCCUCUGACAGGUGGUGCUGGUGGUUGGGUGACUGUGCUGCACCCCGUAUGGAUACCCUUCCUUACCCCAAACUUAUGGGGUGUGGGCUUUUAUGAUCCUCAUUUAACAGUUUGGAUGUCAAAUUAUGUGCAGGACACAUUCAGGACUACCAUAGAAUAUUCUUGAGAGAAACAGAAGAUCCAAAUAAAGGAACAACUACCAUGUUUCUGAA
Messenger RNA from Felis catus (domestic cat), 15863 nucleotides. It is a transcript of the gene DYNC2H1, whose product is annotated as dynein cytoplasmic 2 heavy chain 1. Gene Ontology annotation, molecular function: dynein intermediate chain binding; minus-end-directed microtubule motor activity; ATP binding. Gene Ontology annotation, biological process: microtubule-based movement. The coding region runs from base 130 to 13326 and encodes 4398 amino acids. The record is from RefSeq and is a predicted model, not a curated record. Lineage: Eukaryota; Metazoa; Chordata; Mammalia; Carnivora; Felidae. Gene Ontology annotation, cellular component: dynein complex. The transcript has 92 exons.